CAGAUCCAGGUCCAGGCAAAGGACCAGGGCUCUCCGAGUCUCAGCAGCAACGCCACAGUCCAUGUUUUUAUCCUGGACCAGAACGAUAACGCCCCCGCUGUGAUUUACCCCUCCUCCGCUGCCCUGGGCUCCCUCUCUCAUCAGAGGAUGCCCCGCUCCGCUAAAGCAGGUCACCUGGUUACCAAGGUGACGGCCGUGGAUGCUGACUCGGGCCAUAACGCCUGGAUCUCCUACAGACUGGCGGAGGCCACAGACGCCUCUCUGUUCACUGUCAGUCAGUACACAGGGGAGGUGAGGACUAAACGCGCUGUGUCCGAGCAGGACGAGUCCUCUCAGAGGCUGCUCAUAGAGGUCAAGGACGACGGAGAACCGCUUCAGUCCGCCACCGUCACGGUGUCCAUCGUGCUGGAGGACGGGCUGCACGAGCCCAUCUUAGAGCUCCGACACAAAGCGUCCGAGCCCAGCAGGAAAACGGGCAGAAUCACCCUUUACCUGAUCCUGUCUCUGGCCUCGGUGUCCGUGCUGUCUCUGGUGACUUUUCUCAUCUUGGCGGUUAAAUGCAUGAGGAACAGCAGAAGCAGCGGGAGCUGCUGCAUGACACGGAGCGACUGUGAUGAUUACAAGAAGAACAGGAACCUGCAGAUCCAGCUCAACACUGAUGGACCCAUAAAGUACGUGGAGGUCCUGGGAGGAGACGUGAUGUCUCAGAGUCAGUCGUUCAGGUCCUGCAUGUCUCCCAUGUCAGAGUACAGUGACUUCACUCUCAUUAAACCCAGCAGCACCACAGACUUUAAAGAAGUCAUCAGUGUUCUGGAUGCGUCUUUACCCGACAGCACCUGGACCUUUGAGAGCCAGCAGGUGAGGAAGUUAUAAUAUAUAUAUAUAUAUAAUGCAAAUACAAAAGUAUUAGUAAAUAUUAAUCUAACUAUUUAUGGUAUUGUAUAAUUUCACAGACCUUUUAGCGUAUUUUUGUAACAAUAUAACUGAAUCGUUUUUUGUUUUUUUUCAACACUUGAACAGCUGUGUUGACGGAAGCAUUACUUUUUAGCACCCGCUCGAAUAUUAUCAGCCAUUAAAUUGUUGUUUUUAGUUGUUAUCAUCUCCAUAUGUAGCGGUCAGACUGCCCAUCCUGUGCCUUUUAGUGGGUUUAAAGAGACGUUGUUAGUGGUGAUAAUAGGCUCCGUUUUUACUUUUGUUAGCGCUCAUAGCUUCGCGUGGUUAGGUUUAGAGUAAAAGGUCUGGCGGUUAGGUUUAGGCACAA
Molecule: messenger RNA, 1261 nt
Organism: Nematolebias whitei (Rio pearlfish)
Lineage: Eukaryota; Metazoa; Chordata; Actinopteri; Cyprinodontiformes; Rivulidae
Product: protocadherin gamma-C5
Biological process (GO): homophilic cell-cell adhesion
Cellular component (GO): plasma membrane
Molecular function (GO): calcium ion binding
Source: RefSeq, a predicted model, not a curated record